AUGGAUGGUCACUUACCGUCAACUAUCCGAGAGGCUGAAGCCCUUGUCUUGGCCCUCUAUGAGCCCGCGUCUCCCGAGACCAUUGCUCGCAUCCAAGAGACACUACAUCGUCUACAGAGAGCACCGUCCGGCUGGUGGAUCGCCCGCGAACUCCUGAACCAUGCCGACGACAAGGUCAAGUUCUUCGGCGCGCUUACUCUCAUUAUCAAAUUGAACACCGAAAGUUCGUCUCUUUCCGAAAACGAUGCAUCCGAGUUGUUGCAAAACCUCGUCGGCUGGUUCGUCAAGUCACUCGACGAUGGAUCCGGUGCCAUGGUUGUCAGAAAACUGUCCUCCGCGUUGGUUACUUUUUUCCUCUACUUCCCUAGCCGUUGGGAGUGGUGCAUCCGCCAUCUAUGCUGCUCGCUGUCUGAGGGUGUGUCUGUACCACUUGAAAGUAUCGGACGUACUCUCGACCUAUCCAGUCUCCUCCAGACUGUCCAUCCACGCAAGUUGCAAGCCGCCCUCUGGUUUUCGGCAACGUUGGUCGACGAAGCGUCCAAAGUGGAAAUGAAUUCGGCAAAGCACUUGGGUUUGCACGAUACCCUCAUGCGCAAUGCGUCGGAUGCGUUGGCGGUAAUGUCACAUGGUUUGGGUCGUGACCCCUCCGCUGACACUGCGAGUAACGGUAUCCGGAAGGAUUCCAUUGCUUGUCUGCAGUCGUGGGUUUGGUUCUCCCAGCGAAUGUCAUCACAUGAUGAUCAUCUCGUCAACUCGCUCCGUAGUCUGGUACAGCCCACAAUCGCAGCCCUGGGCGACGAAGAGCUGUAUGAGGUUGCCGUGGAGCUUCUUUCCGACAUCAUGUCCAACUACUCGGGGUUCCUGACUGAGGACCAUUACGAGUCUCUCUUCUCUCUCUUUGAGACCCAGUGGUCUCGUGAACGCUACCAGCGUUUGGUCGAAGGUGACUUCGAUUUCGAUUCUGUUCAGUUUGGGCAACUCAUGAUUUCACUUGGUGACUCCAAGGUUCAGACUCUCAUUUACAGUGUGGAUGACCGCUCAAAUCGCUUCCUCGCGCGCCUGCGAGGUCUUCUAUCUGCCCAGGGCUACCCUGUUAACGAAGACAAAAUAUUCGUUCCAGCCCUGGAAUUUUGGUCCACCUACGUAGAGACUCUGACGGAUUGCAUCUAUUCCGAUUCGGAGUCCAAAGCUUGGGUAUCCUCGGCCACCUCUCAUGUUUUGGAGGCCAUUUCGAGUAUCUGGCGACGCGUUGCAUACCCGCCGCCAAAUGUCCUUGGUAGUUGGGACUCGACUGACAGGGCAGGCUUUGGUGACGCAAGGAAAGAUGUUGCUGACCUUCUUCAAUCAACGUUCACCGUCACAGGACCACCAUUGAUUUCGACUUUCGCGAAUCUGACUCUUCAAUCUUUGUCCCCCGAAUCCUGGACAGAUCUGGAGGCUGCAGCGUUCUGUCUGGGGUCUUUGGCAGACUGUGUUGCUGGCGAUGCCAGAUGUGAUGACACCCUCCGGGCCGUUUUCUUGUCGCCCCUCUUUGAGCUUCUCCAGACGUCGCGAGAAGUCAUGCCAGGCCGCGCUCGUCAAACCUGCAUUUCCUUGAUUGAGCGGUAUUCUGACUACUUCGAGCGGGAGACUCAAAGCCUCCCAGCGGCCUUGAACUUGCUUUUUUCGGUCCUGAACGACCCUCACCUGGCCGGGGCAGCUGCUAGGUCAAUUCAGAGGCUGUGCUUCUCAUCCCGAUCCAUUUUGGCAUCGGAGGCGAGGGCUUUCUUGAGUCAGUACCAAGCCAUCGCAUCACAGGGCCAGAUGGACUGUCUGGCCAGUGAGCGUAUCAUGGGAGCCAUCUCUGCUGUCAUACAGGCUGUGUCAGAGGAGAGUGAACGGCUAUGUCAUCUGGAGGUUCUGUUGGGGUUCGUGGAGCAUGAUGCUCGCAAGGCAGUCCAUCUGCUAUCCUUACCCGAAACCUCGCCCGAGAUCCAGGGUGGGCUGGACAUUCAUCGUUGCUCGACCCUGACCGAGCCAUCUGAGCUGCCUCUCCACGUUGCGCUGAAGGCAUUGAGAGGUCUCAUCAGCACCGGGAAAGGCCUACAAGCCCCGGGGGACCUACCCGUUGACUUGGAGAACGAGAAAGCUUAUGCGUUCAUCGACCAAGGCUCGAGGCUCGGUCAAAUACAAUCCAAGAUUAUGUCCCUCAUAGUGGAACUUCAGAGCUCCUUCCCACGAAGUGGAGAAGUAGCGGAGUGCAUUUGCAACAUCCUGAAGACAGGGUUUUCCGAGUCGGAACCUGCACCUUUCGUUUUCCCACCCCAAGUCGUUUGCGACUACCUAGCCCAGCAAACCUCUCACGGCCCUCGCAUCGGUUUGUUCGUGAGCACUGCUUGCUCGUUCCUCAGUUCUUUGAGGAGCCUGAAGCGGGACGAGGUGGAAACUAUCAGGACAAAGCUGCUCGGCUGGGUCAUCGGCCUCCUCCAGCAACUAUCUGAACCUGAAGACGACACCGAACUGGCGCAGAAUGGCAUCGAGUUUACAAAUCGCAUGAUUACGCGCGAACCGAUGGCGCUGUUCCGCCCUGAGUGUCUUCCGCUCGCAGAGUUCUUCUUCAUAUACUCUUUGAGAGUAUUGGAUGGGCGCGAACCGCUUCCAAAGGCGGCCGCAGCUGAGUUUUGGGCGACAUUUGUGUCCUUGAAGCAUGCAGACAGAGGAGCCCAAGAUACGAUAGACCACGCCAUUUCUCAACUAGGCCCUCUACUAGCCCAAUCUAUCGUUCGAAACAUUGGCGGGAAUGCUUCCAGAAGCGAGCUGGAUAGACUGAGUGAGCCUCUAAAGAAGAUGGUGAGCCACCAAGUCAAGGCUCGAGUAUGGCUUGAGCAGGCAUUGUUUGACCCGUCGUUCCCUGGGCAGCAGGUUUCUGCUGACGAAAAGGCGGUCUUCCUCAAGAAGGUCAUCAAGUGA
Colletotrichum karsti is the source of this 2949-nucleotide messenger RNA. RefSeq lists its product as uncharacterized. Gene Ontology annotation, biological process: protein import into nucleus. The transcript has 7 exons. NCBI's taxonomy places the organism in Eukaryota, Fungi, Ascomycota, Sordariomycetes, Glomerellales, Glomerellaceae. The record is from RefSeq and is a predicted model, not a curated record. The coding region runs from base 1 to 2949 and encodes 982 amino acids. Gene Ontology annotation, cellular component: nuclear membrane; cytoplasm.